This is a messenger RNA of Plasmodium inui San Antonio 1, 1023 nucleotides long. RefSeq lists its product as hypothetical. The record is from RefSeq and is a predicted model, not a curated record. The transcript has a single exon. The coding region runs from base 1 to 1023 and encodes 340 amino acids. NCBI's taxonomy places the organism in Eukaryota, Apicomplexa, Aconoidasida, Haemosporida, Plasmodiidae.
AUGAAAAAAGGCAAACUCCUCGCGCUAUCCCAGAGAGGCGAACCCGCCAGGCAGAGGCGGAACUGCCUGUUCGUCCUUGCCGUGAGGCGGAGGUACGAGAACAUGAGGACGGUUCUGAAGGAAAGCCAAAGAGCGCAAGACGAUGCCUACGCAGAGGAAUCUCACUACCAUAAAGAGGAAAAAAUAAGCCAAUCGAUUAAACAAAGAGAUAGCCACACGCACAACAAAGCACGAGAAAAUAUUUUAAACUACUACGAUGAGAAUAAAAAUGUGAUAAAGACAACGAACUACAUUUUGAGGGAACACUUAAGUCGUUUCAUUUACAUAAACCAGAGGAGCUGUUUUUAUAACUACUUUUACAACGCUUUCCCAUCUGUCCUGAAUAAUUAUUUGAGACGGGUUAAAAGGGGAACAGAGAAAACCGGCUUGGGAGACAUCUCCAGGAAGAACGGUGACCAUGUCGGUGGGGCGGAAGCCGACUGCCCCGCCGCUUCGGUCGCUUCGAUCGCUUCUGUGGCUUCCAUUGCGUCCACCUCCCCAAAGGAGCCUCUUCCCCCAAGCAGUAAUAGUAAUGACGAAAGGAAGCGAUCCCUAGGCAUUCUGCACUACUACAACGCACACACGAAGCACGAAAUACAGACAGACCAUUUUAUCGACUUAAUUAGCCAACAGGUAAAAAACUGCCUUAACAACGCCGGCGAAUUGCUAAGGAGCAUCCAUGAAAACGUGCACUGGCGCAGCAUGAAGAUGAAGAGCGCAGAUCUGCACAAGCUGGAGGGGAUCUUCCAAAAGAUAAUGGAACGAACAAGUGAAACAAACGAUGUAAAUAAAAAGGUGGAAAUUCUGCUCUACCUAUCCAAUGUAUGUAAUCAGAGUGCCUUUCCAAAGAUCCACGCGGAGGUUAAAAAACGCAUACAAGAAAUUUACGAACAUAUAAAAAAAAAAAACAAAAAGGGAGUAGACGAAUUGUACAUUUUAUUCCUCCUCUAUAAACAAUUCCUCUCCUGCAAAAAUGAAUGUUGA